AUGACAGGAAAUAUCAUGUAUUCAUUUGGGAAUUUAUCUACUGCAUUUUGGAUAUUAGUAAUAAAUGUUGUAUAUAUCAAAUGCCAGUCAGAUCAUUUAUCAUCUUCCAGUCUGAUACAGCUACAUCCAGAAAGUCAAUCAGUUACACUGAAUAGUACAGUCCGUUUACAAUGUCGUGUAAGAAUGUUGACAGAUCCAGACACUGGAACUGGAGUUCAAGUUUACUGGUCUAAAAAUGAUUUCGGUAUUGGGGGGAAUCGUGAAGAUAUUCAAGAAUAUGGAAGGAAUUCACGAUACGAAUACUCUAGAUAUGAUCUACCAUACAAUCUCAAAGAGGGACAGUAUGAUCUGCAAAUAAUGAAUUAUUUAAGUCAAACAGCUGUUUUAACAGUUCAAGUUCCCUCCGAAGCCCCACAACUCAUUCAAAUAACAAAUGAAGGAAAAGGUCAAAGGGUAGAAAUUGGACCAUCACGACCCGCAGUUGUCGACGAUGGAAGUAUAAUGGUUCUUGAAUGUAUCGCUCGUCAUGGUAAACCAGGAGCAUUACUCACUUGGUUCAUUGAUGGUGUUCAAGUGGAACUGGAAUCAAAUCCUGACAGCCUACCUGGGUCUUUCAUUUCUGGUUUUUCUGGUAAUUUAACAUUUCAUCUGGAAGCUUCAGCCAAGAUUCCAAGACUAGUGGAUGCAACAAGUAGAAUGACUGCACACUUGAAUAAAUUACAUCAUGGUAAACUUGUUGAAUGUAGAGCAGAAAACACUGGUUACGAAAUGCAUACACUACGUCCUGCUCAAACAAAAAUUGAAGUUCAUUAUGCACCUGUUGUAAGUAUACAAGUACGGCCUUCACGACCAGACAAUCUAUACAUGGAGCAUGAUAUUAUUACUGUUGAAUGUAAUGCUCAUGGAAGACCAGAUUCUUUUUUCUGGGAAUGGUAUGUAAAUGGACGUCAAGUAGAAAAUAUUGUUGAAUCAUGGUAUCGUCUUCGAUUAACAAGAGAACUACACCAAUCUGUCUUUCGGUGUAUAGCAAUUUCAAAUAAAAAAGGAUCUGCAGAAACAACAAUUAAUGUUAAAUUUGGACCUCAGUUUCAUCAAGCUUCUGCACUAUUAUUCACAGCUUCUCCUGGUGAAGACGUUUACAUGGAAUGUCCAGCAUUCGGUAAUCCAACACCACAUAUCGAGUGGAGACGUGAAGGCGGUAGAGAAGUUCUUUCACGUAGUGUUUCAUUAAAGCGGGAGAAUUUAAGAGAAGAAGACUUUGGAACGUAUAUAUGUACAGCUUUUGUUCCAGAAUUUCCUCCUGUUUCUAAACAAAUGUAUAUAGCCAGACGAAAACCUCCUCGUAUACAACCGAAUCCAGUAGUUCAUGCUCAUUUAGGCCAACCAGCAAGAUUACGUUGCACAGUGAAUUCAGUUCCACUUCCACCUUCUGGUCAAACAAAUUGGUAUUUUAAUGGAAAUCCAAUCCAACCAGAUUCACACCAUAAAUUUGAACAAGAAGAAUUUAUUGGUGGGGUAGUACUUGUACUGCAUAUAGCCCAUGUCAUGAUGAGUGAUUUUGGUCAAUACAAUUGCUCCGUGAGUAAUGAUUAUGGAUCUGACUGGAAAAUUAUACGACUUAAUCAUCAAGAAGAUAUCCCAGUUCAAUUUAUUAUUGGUGCAGCGGUCACCAUUGGUAUCCUGUUGAUAGUGGGAUUAAUUUUACUCUGUAUAUGUCGUCAGAGAGUAUGUGGUUUCCGAUAUAAUAAAGGUAACCGAAGUAAGCAACCAUCAAGGAAUUCUUUACAAGAUUAUGGUGUUGUUAAUUCAGAUUUUACUGCACGGGCUUGUUCACCAAAUAUGCAUUAUCGUCAAGAUCCUUAUCAGUGUUAUUCUACUAAUCCUAGUUUAAAUAAAUCAGUUAAUCGUUAUGCCUUAGAUGCUGUAGAUCAGGGAUCAAUGAGCAUGCAUAAGGAUAGAUCUGAAAACUGCUUUUAUGAAACAUCUAAAGAAGACUUUUGUAACAAUAAUUCUAUUCCUGUCGGUGUAUCUGGUACCUACUGCACAAGUCUACCAUCAUGUCAACUCUUACAGCCUAUGUGUAAUGGAGGCACUUACAUUCCAAGUAUAAAUCAUCGAAUGUUAUCCCCCGAACAUUCAUCUUUUCUAACUGGAUGUCCAACAUUAUUACCAACCUCUGGCUUAAUUCAAACACCACCACCAGAUUUUAUCCCUGAAUCGAUUAAUCUACAAUCUGCAUACAUCCCGCAUAGAUUAUGCUCUGGUGGUUCUCUGAUUAGUGGUCAAAGUUCACUUGAGACUACAUCAUGUACACCUGUAAAUUCACAUUUAUCCUCUCGAAGUACUCAUAAUUCAGUAAUAUCACCUGAUCAACAGUCAAUAACCACGAGUACGACGGCGACAACAAAUCAUUCAGAUCAUAUGAUGCCAAAUAAAAAUGACACAUUACCUAAUUCAUCCCCUAUAUCUUAUGGAAUGAAUACAUCAUCUAUCCAUGGAAUAGCUUAUUUAAUUAAUGAUCAUACAACAAAUGUUUAA
This is a messenger RNA of Trichobilharzia regenti, 2538 nucleotides long. Lineage: Eukaryota; Metazoa; Platyhelminthes; Trematoda; Strigeidida; Schistosomatidae. The record is from the annotation of a GenBank genome assembly.